UCGAGUCAGGCUGGUGUAACACAUCUGAGCAUAUUAGACGUGCCUGGCCAAAUUGAGAUCUUACAGUCGGACGGUCAGGCUGGGUGCCACGUCAGAUGUGUGAUAUAAUUUCGAAAGAGAACCUUAUUUCAAUUCAAACGAUAACUAGACUGCAACAAAAGAGCAACCAAAGGAGUACUUCUGCGGCUAUCACUAAUUCGGACGCGUCCUCUGGUUCAACUUUCUUUGGACAAUUGUCUAUUUGUCAAACUUACCGUUAGCUAUAUUAAACACCAAGUUAUAUAGCUUUCUUUUUUCCAGGACAAACGCUGCGAAGGAUCUGAACGUUAUCUGACGUUCGUGAAAAUCAAAAAAGCAAAGGAAAUAUUGUCCAUGCAAGACGCGUUCAUUCAGCGGGAAUAAGGAACAAAGACAUUCGUGUUACAACAGAAGCGCUCUCCGGUGGAUCAGUUUACUUACAGACGUGAAGAGAACAAAACAAUGCAAAGUUUACGACAGAAAAAAGUGUAUUGAUGUCUGCAAAACUCUUCAAAGUCGGAGAUCUUUCUAAGUCAUCUGCUGUUCAAACUGACGAAUUUGUGUUUAUGUUUUUGCAUGGCAAAUAUUUCUUUUCCCGCUUUUUGACUAAAUUUAACAACUUCUCCGUCUUCGCUGCAUCACAUUUUCUUUUUUCCCUUCUGAAAAUGUUCUCUGACAACUAGACAGAACUAAGUGCGCCCGUAGUUUUCAUUGUUCUGUUUUGGAGAGGAGUGGGUCCUUUGUCUCAAGCAGCGAGAUGAAUAUGAACCUGUCAACUCCUACACCUCCACCUCCACUGCGACUGAAGCGAGUAGACUUUGAGGACUCUCACAACACUGAUACCUUCAAAUGCAAGCGCCGCAGGCUCAGUCAGCCUCCCUCCCCUGGUCUUGCUCCCUGUCUUCGCCCCCUGUCCCAGACCCUGGAACAACAAGUCUCGGAGAAGCACCAUGUGUCCCGUAUCGGACCCUAUAUUCUGCUGGAGGCCACAGAAGGAACUCAGACUUUUAGAGCAGUUCAUCGUGUCACAGAACGGGAUUACACGUGCAAGGUGUUUUCAAUCAAGAAGUAUCACGAGUUCAUCGCACCCUACACACGCCUGUUGCCACACAGCAACAUCUGUAAGAUUUCGGAGGUGUUGCUGGGGGAGAACAACUUGUACAUAUUCUUUGAGCGUAACUAUGGGGACAUGCACUCGUAUGUGCGCAGCUGCAAGAGACUACAGGAGGACGAGGCCGUGCGGCUGUUCAGCCAGAUGGCAGCUGCAGUCGCGCACUGUCACGAGAACGGCAUCGUUUUAAGAGACCUUAAACUGCGCAAGUUCCUGUUCACUGAUCCGCAGAGAACAAAGCUGGUCUUGCAAAACUUGGAGGACUCUUGUCUGCUUAACGGCAAUGACGACUCGCUGACAGACAAACAUGGCUGCCCGGCCUACGUCGGCCCGGAGAUUUUAAACUCACAACACUCCUACUCUGGGAAGGCUGCCGACGUAUGGAGCCUCGGUGUUGUUCUUUACACCAUGUUAGUUGGACGUUACCCAUUUCAGGAUGUGGAACCCACAGCAUUGUUCAGCAAAAUUCGUAGGGGUGCGUUCACCAUCCCCGACACUCUUUCACCCAGGGCUAAGUCUUUGGUGUGUUGUAUGCUAAGGAAAUGUCCUUCAGAGAGGCUAGAGGCUGGAGAUAUUCUUCUCCACCCAUGGCUGCACUAUAGCAACAGCAUAUCCCUCAGCCAGCACUCCAACACCAGACACUCAAUGGAUCAGAUUGUCCCUGAUUUUAAACUGAGCAAGAGUGAAGAUUGCUAGUAAUUCCACAAGGGGUAAAUUAAAGCGCCUCCUUCAUUCUGUUUACUUCCCUGACUCCACAGUUUUCGG
Molecule: messenger RNA, 1894 nt
Organism: Xyrauchen texanus (razorback sucker)
Lineage: Eukaryota; Metazoa; Chordata; Actinopteri; Cypriniformes; Catostomidae
Product: tribbles homolog 2-like
Exons: 4
Coding region: 776-1825 (349 amino acids)
Biological process (GO): protein phosphorylation; positive regulation of proteasomal ubiquitin-dependent protein catabolic process; regulation of MAP kinase activity
Cellular component (GO): nucleus
Molecular function (GO): protein kinase activity; ATP binding; mitogen-activated protein kinase kinase binding
Source: RefSeq, a predicted model, not a curated record